AUGUUUUCCAAAAAACGUAAAGUUGACAAUGAAAACAGAAAGUUCCUGGCUGAGUGGACCGAACAAUAUUUUUUUACACUUCCAGUAAGAGCUGGAGCCGUUCCAGUUUGUCUCAUAUGCAACAGUACAGUUGCUGUCGUUAAAUGUGCUAAUUUAAAGCGUCAUUAUGAUACAAUGCAUAAAGAUUUUGAAAAAAAAUUUCCUCUUGACAGUGCAGCGCGUAAAGAUAAGCUCCAAGCGUAUCUCUUGUCUUAUAAAAAUAGUACGACUAUGUUAGUAAAGAGUAUGAGUGGGCAAGAAAAGUCAAUAGAAGCAGCAUUGCGUGUUUGCUGGACGUUAAAUAAGCACCAAAAGCCAUUUACAGACUCAGAAAUUGUAAAAGAGUGUAUGUUGGAAGUAGCCACUGCACUUUUUGAAGAGAAAAAGGACAUAAUUAAUGCUAUUCAAAAUAUUCCUCUAUCAGCAAGAAGCAAUACAAGAAGAACAGAACUAUUGGCCGAUGACAACAAAAAUAAUUUAAUUCACAUUUUACAGAUGGCUCCUUGCUACGCUAUUGCAAUUGAUGAGUCAUGUGAUAUUGUUGAUUCUGAGCAGAUGUCAAUUUUCGUGCGUUUUUUAGACGUUGAAAGUAAAGUGUUCAGAGACGAAUUGUUAGCAUUAUUGCCAUUGAAAUACAAGACUCGUGGAGAAGAUUUGUUUAAAACUUUUGACGACUUCAUGACUAAAUCAAAUAUUAGUUAUGAUAAAAUUGUGUCUAUUUCAACCGAUGGCGCCCCAGCAAUGAUUGGUAAAGAAAAAGGAUUUGUUAAGAGAAUCAAGGAUAAGAAUGCUGAAAUACUUUCAUAUCAAUGUAUAAUUCAUCAAACAUCCCUGUGUGGCAAACUUAGUACAACGCUGAAGGAAGUAAUGGACAUAAUGAUCAAGUUGAUUAAUUUUUUGAGGUCCCGAUCUGCUCUUCAGCACAGGCAGUUUAAAGAUUUUUUAUUUGAAUGUGAUUCAGUGUAUUCGGAUUUACUUCAACAUAACAAUAUCCGUUGGUUAAGUAAAGGCAAAGUGAUCGAACGUUUUUGGAGUAUAAAAGAAGAAGUAAUCACGUUCUUGAUAAACUUGGAUUCACAAGAAUCAAAGCAUGUAUCUGCUUUCCGGCGAAAACUUGAAAUCUUUGAAGAAGAUAUAAAAAAUCAAGAUUUUAUUCAUUUUCCAACAAUCCUUGAAUAUAAAAAGAAUUCCGACAUAGACUGCAGUAUGUUUUUAAGUUUUUUGUCGGACCUUCGUGAAGAAUUUGGUAAGAGAUUCAAAGACUUUGCAGAAAUUGGAAAACUGUCUCAAUUUUUAAAAAGUCCGUUUGAAGUUUCUCCGACUGGAGAAUGGAUUGACGUUGCUACAAAAUUAUUCAGACUUCCAAAAUCUUCACUUCAAAUGGAAAUUAUUGAUUUGCAAGAAGAUAUCUCAUUGCAAAUGAAUAAGACUUCGUCUACUGAAGAUUUUUGGAUAAAACAUGUCUUGGAUAAAUACAUGAACUGUAAUACCCUUGCCAUAAAAUUAGCUACUAUGUUUGGCUCCACUUAUUUAAGUGAAAUUGUUUGCUUGUGUAUGUUGGUGUAUGUUGAGUUUAUUGUUAUUUUGUAA
Molecule: messenger RNA, 1629 nt
Organism: Myzus persicae (green peach aphid)
Lineage: Eukaryota; Metazoa; Arthropoda; Insecta; Hemiptera; Aphididae
Product: general transcription factor II-I repeat domain-containing protein 2A-like
Exons: 3
Coding region: 1-1629 (542 amino acids)
Source: RefSeq, a predicted model, not a curated record